This is a messenger RNA of Portunus trituberculatus (swimming crab), 2817 nucleotides long. RefSeq lists its product as uncharacterized. NCBI's taxonomy places the organism in Eukaryota, Metazoa, Arthropoda, Malacostraca, Decapoda, Portunidae. The coding region runs from base 815 to 1147 and encodes 110 amino acids. The transcript has 4 exons. The record is from RefSeq and is a predicted model, not a curated record.
CAGUGCUGCCACUCCUUGGAUUUUUCUACUAGAUCUUGGUUUUUCUGCUCCAAGCUUGGAGUCUUGGAUUUUUUUCAGUUAAAUUCAGGAAAUCUUGGUUUUUUGGUCAUGGCAAUGAAAUUCAUGUAUUUUUCCCCAUUUCCUCCAGUAUCAGAUAUUUAAUGAAAUAAAAUACGUAUACAUAGUGAUAAUAAUAGGAAAAAAACAAUAUUUAUGUAAAUAACAUUACAUAUUUUCGUCAGUGUAAAUUAUAAAUGUACUAUAUUGUCGACUGAAGUCGUUGGGUUUGAGAUUCGGACACCUCUGCUGAGCCAAACGGAGUCAGACCUGACUAAACUGUUUCCGUAGGAUUGUUCGAAUAUUAUGUUAGACAAAUUUUCCCAACUGAUUUGCCGUUCCUGUUCUUUUAUGUAUUUAUCUCGUUCAUCGUCACGUUACUCACGUAACUCAUGUGUAACUCGUCAGAAUAACAGUGCGCAGCGUUUUGGCCUUCUUGUUUUACACGAACCAUACUUGUCAGAAUACGGGCGCGAAACAUUGCUUUGUCAUAUACUACACGUACCAUUCUCGUCAGAAUACAGGCGCCGCAUUGUCUGCGUCGACCAUUCAAAAGUACUGCUUAGCGACUUGAAAACUGGAAAAUGCCAUCAGCGCUACAAGGAUAUGUGCUCAAAAGUGGAAAUGGCAACUCUGCAUUCACCUGACCCUGAUGAUGACGACAGUGAUGAGGAACCCCCACUUCAGGUGUAUGCAUAUUAGGGUGCAUUCCUUGUGUAGCCUGCUGGUGUGAUGGCUGCCGGAGGGCAGGGCCAGUAUGCCGAGGCUCAACCGAGGCAGGAGCUGGUGUACUUCUUUGCAGGUAGACGAGCUUCUCAACCCGACGUCGCGCAUCAGAACAUUACUGGAGGACGGCAGAGUGUUCGGGGUAGAGGACGGUAGACAUGCAAAGAUAAGCAUUGAGGGGUUUCGACUGUUCAUCCAUUCCCUCGAGAGUGAUCUACAGAUCUUACCUGUACACUCUGCUCGUUUGCCGAUGAGCGACAUUGUGCCACUGGCACCCCCUGCCGGGUGUUCUUGGACCUGCAGUGGCCGAACAAUGGACAUCGGGGUCGGGUCAUUAUUCAUCUGUUCAGCAACUGUUCACUAAGCCAACAGUUUCUGUUGCUGUGUACAGGACAGCGGCGGGGCCUUUCUUAUCUUAAUUCCAAACUACUCGGGGUGCGGAACAAAGGAAGGGAGGGAGAAACGGUGUUGGGAGGAAUUGUUAUCAGUAACAUGGAAAGAGAAACCGCUCAGUUGCCUCAGCUUAACAGAAGGAAGACCGGCAAACCGUACUAUAAAGGAGAAGUGUCAGCAAGGACGACUAAUGGGUCCUUGAAUGCACAGUUUGCUAUCUCCACCAUCGAUCGGUAAAGUCAAGCCACGAAUGGAACUGUCUUUGGAAAGGUGGAACUUGGCCUCGAAGUUUUGGAAAUUGCCGCUAGAUGUCAGAUCAUUACUGACAUAAGAGUGGUGGACUGUGGAGUAGUCAUUCCAAUAACAACAUGCAUUCAUGAGUAAUUUUGCUCAUCAUUUGCUCCUCUUUCGGCGUCUUAUUAUUUUCAGCCAAGGACCAUUAUCAAUUAGUUAAUUGGUAAUAUUUCAGAGCACCAGUAAAGUGAAAGCACCAGUCUUGUGACGACACGAACUGAACUCGAGGACGCCAGGUUGGUUUGACUCAGCACAGUAGUAAUGUCCCACACAGUAACACCUUCGUUCUUCCUCGCCUUGACACAAUACAAGAAAAGAAAUAGCCAGCCCUGUGUGGAAUACUUAAUCAUGAAUGUUUGCACUUGUACUGACUCAAAAAAAAGUUACUUAGUUAGCUAUAGGCUGUAAAUUAGCUAUCGAGUUUCCACAGUGUGAAUUAUCACUAAUCUAUUAUAUGACUGACAAUUAUCUAGACUUUUUACCCUCAGGUUCUACUCCAGAAGUUAGGUCAAUAAUAAUAAUAAUAAUAAUAAUAAUAAUAAUGAUAAUAAUAUUAAUAAUAAUGAUGAUGAUGAUGAUGAAAAAUAAAUAAAAGUCUCAGUCCUAGGCUUAGAUGACAUUCAUGUUAAAUAACAAAGCUCUCUGCUCUUGUAUAAGCUCCUCAUAUUUUUAGAUUGAUUAACCUAUCUUCGAAUGGGUCGAGUUCCUGAGAAACUUGAACGCGCUAAAAUUAUUCCUAUCUUUAUAGAAGCCAAUAAAGGAGAUGUAAUAGAUUACAAACUCAUUUUUACCUCAAGUUGAAUGACAAACAUUUGAAUGUGCUUUGACUAACUUACUUACAGAAUUUUAAGAAAAUAAUAAAAUAAUUGCUUACUAUCAAUAUAAAAUUCGGACAAAACCUUUCACCACAAACAGCAAUUACCUACGUACACAGCUAACAAUUGAUCAUGUUCUGCAGGAACAGGGAAAUAGGAAAUUCUCACUUAGUGUUCUCUUAGAUCUUUUAGAACUAUUUGAUACUCUAGAUCACAAGCUACUUUGAAAAAAGUUGCAUCAAUAUAGAAUUGAAAACAAUUUUCUGGGGUGGUUUGUGAGCUACUUACACAAAAGAAGGCAGUGCUCUGUAAUAAACUAUGUCAUAUCUGAUGUGAAUGUUAUUAAAAUUUAAGAGCGGAGUCUCUUAGAUAUCUACAUUAGGUCCUUUUCUAUUUUUGUUAUAUAUUAAUCAUGUUCUGGAAUCUUUAAAAGUAGUACUUAAUCUUUCAUUGUUUGCUGAUGAUAGUAAUGCUACUAUUUUAAUCACAGAUGUGGUGUAACGGUGUCACAUAAUAAAGAACGUUGUACUUA